GAUUCAUUUUAUAAGCUCAAAUAUAAUUAUUUUUCAGACUAAGAAUAUUUAGGGGAAAAAGUAUUUUCAACAUCUCUGCUGAGGAUCUUACAAUGUAGCACAGGGUAUAAGCUGGAGCUAAAGGAAGCUUUCCUUGAAACAGUAUUUACUAAAAAUUGGAAGACAUUCCUUAGGACAAAUAAAAGUAUGGCACACAACAUCCAAACUUCCAUCAUAGAUGCAGAGUUGUUACUAUCUCGCACUCCCAAAUUUGUUUGUCACAUUGAGGAUUACUCAAGAGGAGCAGGACAUGUUGGUUGCAGCAGAAGAAACUUGAAAGCACUCACUUUUAUGGAAUUCAUAAGGGACAGAAUCUCUUAAAGUAUUUAGAAUCUCUUUGAUACAUUUAUUGUUUUAAAACAUAAUGUAGCCAAAUGUCUUCCUCUGUAUUAAAUCUUUACAAAACUGAAAUCCUAAAAUGGUGAUAAAAAUUCUACUUCUGGUAGAAUCUAUUCGUUUUUCCAAUAAGAUAGGGCAUAAUUCUUAAUUUGCAGAACAAAAUAUAAUAUGCUUAUGAGAUUCCAUCCCAAAGAACCUGCUAUUCAGAGUAGCAUUCAUAAUAACGGGUGGAAAAGCCAACUCCAGAGUUUCAGAUCCUACCCGUAAUUGGGGUAGGGAGGGGCUUUGGGCGGGGCCUCUCUAGAGGAGGAGGCGUUGUUAGAAAGCUGUCGGGCCAGUCCAAAGCUGUCACUAAUCGGGGUAAGCCUUGUAUAUGUGCAAGGACUCUGGCGUCUGGGUAGCACUCUCAAUGAGAACUAGCUUCACUUGUCAUUUGAGUAAAAUCUGCAACCGGAGGAGGCUAGAGCUCCCUCACUGCUGGGAACUGAGAUCUUCAGAAAUGACUGGCACCGGCUGUAGGGAGCCGUGAGAAGCACGACCUUCCCUGAGAGAGGUCCGACUGGCCCCAGGGUUUUAAUGAGAAGUGCAGUGGAACUCAGCGAGGGAUUGAGAACUUCACAGCAUGCGCGAGUUUGAUGCCAGAGAAAAAGUCGGGAGAUAAGGAGCUGCGUGUCCCUCGAUUGCCAUCGCUGCCGCAGCCACUCAAGUGCCGGACUUGUGAGUACUCUGCGUCUCCAGUCCUCGGACAGAAGCCGGAGAACUCUCAUGGAGAACUCUCCCAGUUAAGAGUCGAGAUCCCUACAAUAACUACUUUUUCUUGCUCUCCCCACUUUUUGCUCUCUGGGACAAACGACAGCUACUAUUCUCCUGACGACACGAUGGAAGCCAAGGGCAGGAGCUGACCAGCGCCGCCCUCUCCCACCCCCGACCCAGGAGGUGGAGAUCCCUUUGGUCCAGCCACAUUCAACACCCACAUUCCCCUCCCUCUCCCCCUAUAUUCCCCAAAACCCCCUCCUUCUUCGCUUUUCCCUCCUCCCUGGAGACGGGGGAGGAGAAAAGGGGAAUCCAGGUCGUCAUGACUGAGCUGAAGGCAAAGGGUCCCCGGGCUCCCCACGUGGCGGGCAGCCCGUCCUCCCCCAAAGUCGGAUCCCCACUGCCGUGUCGCCAAGCUGCAGGCCCGUUCCCAGGGAGCCAGACCUCGGACACGUUGCCUGAAGUUUCUGCCCUACCUAUCUCCCUGGACGGGCUACUCUUCCCUCGGAUCUGCCAGGUACAGGACGCCCCCGACGAAAAGACACAGGACCAGCAGUCCCUGUCGGACGUGGAGGGUGCAUAUUCCAGAGGUGAAGCUACAAGGGGUGCUGGAGGCAGCAGUUCUAGACCCCCAGAAAAGGAAAGCGGACUGCUGGACAGUGUCUUGGACACUCUGUGGGCGCCCUCAGGUCCGGGGCAGAGCCAACCCAGCCCUCCUGCCUGCGAGGUCACCAGCUCUUGGUGCCUGUUUGGCCCCGAACUUCCCGAAGAUCCACUGGCAGCCCCCGCCACCCAGAGGGUAUUGUCCCCGCUCAUGAGCCGGUCCGGGGGCAAGACUGGAGACAGCUCCGGGAUGGCAGCUGCCCAUAAGGUGCUGCCCCGGGGCCUGUCACCCUCCCGGCAGCUGCUGCUCCCGACCUCUGGGAGCCCUCAUUGGUCCGGGGCCGCAGUGAAGCCGUCUCCGCAGCCCGCUGCGGUGGAGGUAGAGGAGGAGGAUGGCUCCGAGUCCGAGGACUCUGCGGGUCCGCUUCUGAAAGGCAAACCUCGGGCUCUUGGUGGUGCGGCGGCUGGCGGAGGAGCCCCGGCUGUCCCGCCGGGGGCGGCUGCAGGAGGUAUCGCCCUGGUCCCCAAGGAAGAUUCCCGCUUCUCAGCGCCCAGGGUCGCCCUGGUGGAGCAGGACGCGCCCAUGGCGCCCGGGCGCUCCCCGCUGGCCACCACGGUCACGGAUUUCAUCCACGUGCCCAUCCUGCCUCUCAGUCACGCCUUAUUGGCCGCUCGCACCCGGCAGCUGCUGGAGGACGAGAGCUACGACGGCGGGGCCGGGGCCGCCAGCGCCUUUGCCCCGCCGCGGAGCUCACCCUCCGCCUCGUCCACCCCGGUCCCUGGCGGCGACUUCCCCGACUGCGCGUACGCUCCCGACGCCGAGCCUAAGGACGACGCGUACCCUCUCUAUGGCGACUUCCAGCCGCCCGCCCUGAAGAUCAAGGAGGAGGAGGAAGGCGCGGAGGCCUCCACGCGCUCCCCGCGUUCCUACCUGGUGGCCGGUGCCAGCCCCGCCGCCUUUCCGGAUUUCCCGCUGGGGCCACCGCCCCCACUGCCGCCACGAGCGCCCCCAUCCAGACCCGGGGAAGCGGCAGUGACGGCUGCACCCGCCAGUGCGUCCGUCUCGUCCGCGUCCUCGUCGGGGUCGACCCUGGAGUGCAUCCUCUACAAAGCGGAGGGCGCGCAGCCCCAGCAGGGCCCGUUCGCGCCGCCGCCUUGCAAGGCACCGAGCGCCGGGGGCUGCCUGCUCCCGCGGGACGGCCUGCCCUCCACCUCUGCCUCCGCCGCCGCCACCGCCGCCGGGGCGGCCCCUGCGCUGUACCCUGCCCUCGGCCUCAACGGGCUCCCGCAGCUCGGCUACCAGGCCGCUGUGAUCAAGGAGGGCCUGCCACAGGUCUACCCGCCCUAUCUCAACUACCUGAGGCCGGAUUCAGAAGCCAGCCAGAGCCCACAAUACAGCUUCGAGUCAUUACCUCAGAAGAUUUGUUUAAUCUGUGGGGAUGAAGCAUCAGGCUGUCAUUAUGGUGUCCUUACCUGUGGGAGCUGUAAGGUCUUCUUUAAAAGGGCAAUGGAAGGGCAGCAUAACUACUUAUGUGCUGGAAGAAAUGACUGCAUCGUUGAUAAAAUCCGCAGAAAAAACUGCCCAGCGUGUCGCCUUAGAAAGUGCUGUCAGGCUGGCAUGGUUCUUGGAGGUCGAAAAUUUAAAAAGUUCAAUAAAGUCAGAGUUAUGAGAGCACUAGAUGCUGUUGCUCUCCCACAGCCAGUGGGCAUUCCAAAUGAAAACCAAGCCCUAAGCCAGAGAUUCACUUUUUCACCAACUCAAGACAUGCAGUUGAUUCCACCACUGAUCAACCUGUUAUUGAGCAUCGAACCAGACGUGAUCUACGCAGGGCAUGACAACACAAAACCUGACACCUCCAGUUCUUUGCUGACAAGUCUUAAUCAACUAGGCGAGAGGCAACUGCUUUCAGUAGUCAAGUGGUCUAAAUCACUGCCAGGUUUUCGAAAUUUACAUAUUGAUGACCAGAUAACUCUCAUUCAGUAUUCCUGGAUGAGCUUAAUGGUGUUUAGUCUCGGAUGGAGAUCCUACAAACACGUCAGUGGGCAGAUGCUAUAUUUUGCACCUGAUCUAAUACUAAAUGAACAGCGGAUGAAAGAAUCAUCAUUCUAUUCAUUAUGCCUUACCAUGUGGCAGAUCCCACAGGAGUUUGUCAAGCUUCAAGUUAGCCAAGAAGAGUUCCUCUGUAUGAAAGUAUUGUUACUUCUUAAUACAAUUCCUUUGGAAGGACUAAGAAGUCAAACCCAGUUUGAGGAGAUGAGAUCAAGCUACAUUAGAGAGCUAAUCAAGGCAAUUGGUUUGAGGCAAAAAGGAGUUGUGUCUAGCUCACAGCGUUUCUAUCAACUUACAAAACUUCUUGAUAACUUGCAUGAUCUUGUCAAACAGCUUCAUCUGUACUGCUUGAAUACAUUUAUCCAGUCCCGGGCACUGAGUGUUGAAUUUCCAGAAAUGAUGUCUGAAGUUAUUGCUGCACAGUUACCCAAGAUCUUGGCAGGGAUGGUGAAACCCCUUCUCUUUCAUAAAAAAUGAAUGUCAGCUUUAUCUUUUAAAGAAUUACAUUUUGUGGUAUAUCUUAUUGUUUUGGUCAGGAUUAUGAGGUCAUGAGUUUUUAUAAUGUUCUUCUGAAAGCCUUACAUUUAUAACAUAUCAUAGUGUGUACAUUUAAGAGAAAAAUUGUGGGGUUCUAAUUGUUUUCCUUUAUAAAAUAUAAUUAGAAUGUUGUAACUGUUUUGUGUACCCAUAUUUUUUUGAAGAAUUUACAAGACUGAAAAAGUACUAAAAUUGAUUGUUAAAGUAAACUAUAUCUUAUCCAUAUUAUCUCAUACCAUGCAGGUGAGGAUUUUAAACUUUUGCAUCUAACAAGUCAUCUACUUAAGAGAAAAAAAUCUAACCUGUGAUAAGACAAAGCUAUUAUAUAAGUUAUUUCUCAAUUAUAUUGAGUUAUGUCUCAAUUAUAUUUCCAAAAAAAUGAACCUUUAAAAUGGCAUGCAAAAUUUUGUCUACAUAUUUGUGUGAGGAGGAAAUUUCAUAACCUUCUUCAGAUUUUCAAAAGUAUUUUUAAUGCAAAAAAAAAAAAGAGAAAGAGUUGAAAACAGCUAAGACAGAUUGAUGUUCUUCAAACUAGGCCAAACAACUCGUAUGUAAAACAAUUUUCCAGAUUGGAAACACAAAUCUCUUAGGAAGUUAAUAAGUAGAUUUAUAUUAUUAUGCAAAUAGUAUUGUGGGUUUUGUAAGUUUUUAAAAUAACCUUUUUUGGGGAAGGCAUUGUCCUCUAAUGAGGUAUUACCAAUGG
This is a messenger RNA of Saimiri boliviensis boliviensis (Bolivian squirrel monkey), 5024 nucleotides long. RefSeq names its product progesterone receptor (gene PGR). Gene Ontology annotation, cellular component: nucleus. NCBI's taxonomy places the organism in Eukaryota, Metazoa, Chordata, Mammalia, Primates, Cebidae. Gene Ontology annotation, biological process: regulation of DNA-templated transcription; steroid hormone receptor signaling pathway. The record is from RefSeq and is a predicted model, not a curated record. Gene Ontology annotation, molecular function: steroid binding; sequence-specific DNA binding; zinc ion binding.